Molecule: messenger RNA, 993 nt
Organism: Spinacia oleracea (spinach)
Lineage: Eukaryota; Viridiplantae; Streptophyta; Magnoliopsida; Caryophyllales; Amaranthaceae
Product: expansin-like A1
Exons: 6
Coding region: 13-795 (260 amino acids)
Cellular component (GO): plant-type cell wall; extracellular region; plasmodesma
Source: RefSeq, a predicted model, not a curated record
AAUCUUAAAAAAAUGUCAGUUUUACUCUGCUUCAUCUUUCUCUUCUUCUCAUCUGCUUCUGCAGCUUGUAACCAAUGUGUGUUUGCAAAAGCUGCUUUCUUUGCUAGCUCUAAACCUCUAUCUGGUGGAGCUUGUGGCUAUGGUCCUUUAGCUCUGUACUUCAAUGGUGGACAUAUUGCUGCGGCUCUUCCGUUUAUUUAUAAGAAGGGUGAGGGUUGUGGUGCUUGCUUUCAGAUGAGAUGCAAGAAAGUUGGUGUUUGCAGUACAACAGGCACAACCAUAGUUGUAACUGAUAUCCACACCGAUAAAAGCAACACCACAGAUUUUGUGCUGAGUAGCAGAGCUUUUAGGGGUAUGGCCUUGCCUGGCAAGGACACACAACUUGAACAAAUCGGGAUUGCAGAUGUCGAAUAUAAGAGGGUGCCCUGUAAUUACAAAGGUCAAAACUUGUCUAUCCGAGUGGAAGAGUUCAGCAAACCUCCUAAUUAUCUGGCAAUCAAAAUCCUCUACCAAGGAGGUCAAACCACUAUCCUAGGAGCUGAAGUUGCUUCUGUUGAUAAACCAAGUAACUGGAUUUCCAUGAGCCGGAAUUAUGGAGCAGUCUGGGACACAAGCAAGGCUCCAACUGGUAAACUGAUGUUCAGGUUUAUCACCAACUCAGGCUUCGAUGCACAGUAUUUCUACACCAAUGAAGUUCUCCCAGCGAACUGGAAGGCUGGUGUGAUAUAUUCCUCUAAAGUGCAAAUAAAAAACAUUGCAUUAGACGGUUGCACUCCUUGUAAACCAUGGAAAUAAAUCAUGUCCAUGGCCGCCUUGAUAUGCUCUUAGUACAAGUGUUGUGUAUCAGAAGAUUUUCGAGCUGAAAACUGUAGCCAAGAUAUUAAAAUAGAAGAGUGGGUUUCAUGUCAUAGAGUCAUGGUUGUUAACUGACUUUGUAUGUCUAUUGUCUAAUGUCUGCAAUGAAACUCAAAUAUACUCUUUUGUGUUCCUAAA